GUGAAGAGCUAAACCGCAACCUCCAAGAAGGUUACACAAAGCUAGCUAAUAUCCAAUCCCCUUAACUUUUAGUUCAACCCUUUGGAAUAAUCAGGGUUUCUGAGAUCCUUCCUGGACCAGAAAAUUAAUUUAUAAGUCAUCUCUAUCUUUAGCUUAAUUUGGAAUUUUGGUUAUAUAGGUGUAUAUUUUGCUUAUCAUCUCGAUCUCUUCCUUGUUCAAAUUUUUGUUUUUGUGAAUUAAGCUGCUGAGAUUUCUCGAUCUUCUUCGUUUCUGUUACCAACUAGCUCUUUGUUUUUAGAUUUGAAACACAAACCUAGCUAGCUAUGGAGGCUGUUGCUUUAGACCGGUCGAUGUCUUCCUGCAAGCAAAUUAGAAUGAUGAUGGCAAGAAGAAGCUUCCCUUCCUCUGAAAAUGUUGCUCCAAGUAUGAACUUCCAUGGAGGUCUCUUGCAGGCUCCUCAUGCUCAUCCUCCUCCCUCAUUCUCCUCCUUUAACCCCUCCCUCUUCAAUCAUUAUAUGCAGCAACAGUUUCUUCAACCACAGCAGCAACCGCCUCUGCUUCCUCUGCCGGUUUCAAAACCACUACACCAGUCUCUCCCAUCUCGUACUCGAAGCCUCUCCCGCCCUCCCACCGCCAGAAAGACCAACAACGCCAGAAGCCAAUCCCUGACUCCAAAGAAGCCAAAGUCGAAACAAUCCAAGAAGGAAGACAUUAAUUCCAUGCCUGCAGACUGCUUCAUCAUUGCUUCCACCACCCGUUUGGGACCCGAUCCAAAUGAUCUCCCUAGAGAUGUCACUAAGGUGUUGUCAUCUUCAUCGGGUAAGACUACUCUUAUUGGUAGUGUUGGAGUUGGAGAACACAAGGACAAUUUUUCAAGUUCCAUUUUCACUCUCGCACCACCUCCGAGUAGCUUGCCCCUGCCGAGGUUUUCUCUGAAACCGCCGAGGCGAUGCAAGGCAGAAGCUGUGGGAGUUGAUGCCGGAGCAACGGACAAUCUAUGCCGUCUUCUACGUCUCCGGUGAACGGCUGAAAAUUGUUCUUUAUAUAAGUAUAAGGGAUUGGUGGCCAUAUAUGUUGGUUUGUUUAUGUAAAUAAAGGCAUCAGGGAAGAGGGUAUCUGAUGAUUUACAUUUGAAUCCCUCUCAUGCUUGGCAAAUUUGUGAUCACCACCUGGGUUUUUGAUUGGGGUGCACAACAAAAUGCAGCAUGUAUUUAGGAGUUAGGAGAAUGCCCAAGGAUUCUUCUUUAUCACUUUUCUUUCUUUUGUUGGUCACCAAGAAUUAAUAUCAACUGUUAUUUACUUAUAAA
Rosa rugosa (rugosa rose) is the source of this 1307-nucleotide messenger RNA. RefSeq lists its product as uncharacterized. Lineage: Eukaryota; Viridiplantae; Streptophyta; Magnoliopsida; Rosales; Rosaceae. The transcript has a single exon. Bases 324 to 1022 code for a protein of 232 amino acids. The record is from RefSeq and is a predicted model, not a curated record.